Molecule: messenger RNA, 2557 nt
Organism: Drosophila serrata
Lineage: Eukaryota; Metazoa; Arthropoda; Insecta; Diptera; Drosophilidae
Gene: pes
Product: peste
Cellular component (GO): membrane; cytoplasm
Molecular function (GO): scavenger receptor activity
Source: RefSeq, a predicted model, not a curated record
AGUCGCGCCGAGGGCUCCAUUCAGUGCGACGCAAGAGAUCGGCCGAGGAAGACGCCCCUCUUUUAUAUAGAACAUCAUCGAUACGUCGGCACCAACAUAUCAACCAACAACCAACAUUACCAUCAUCAAACACAGACUACGAAGAUGACAUCACGAGUGCGUCAUUGUGCCCGGCUGGGAAUCGUCGUUCUGGGUAUCUUUUGCAUUGCCAGUGGGAUUUAUCUCUUCCGCAACUGGAUUGAGAUGUUUACACGCAUGCGCGGCAAGGAAAUGGCCUUGAGUCCCACAUCACGAUCAUACGAGGGCUGGAAAAUCUCUCCCCUGCCCCUCAACUUCGAUGUCUACAUCUUUAACUGGACGAAUCCGGAGGACUUUUAUGUGGGAUCCGGCAUUAAGCCGCGCUUCCAGCAACUGGGACCGUAUCGGUUUAGGGAGAGUCCCGACAAGGUGGACAUUGCUUGGCACAACCAGAACGAUUCAGUGUCAUUUCACAAAAAGGCCUGGUUCUACUUUGACGCUGCCGGCAGCAAUGGCAGUCUCUCAGAUGUAAUAACGCAGGUCAAUACAGUGACACAUAUUGCUGCUAAACGGGCUGCUGAUAGCUGGGUUGGAAGAGCGGGAGUCAACAUAGCCAUUAGAAUGUAUGGACAGCAGUUGACAGUAUCGAGAACUGCCGAAGAAAUGCUCUUCAAGGGCUACGAGCAUCCAUUUAUUAAGCUGGGAAAGGUACUUCGUCCCGACGAUGUGCCGUAUGUUCGCGUUGGCUUUCAGUAUCCACGAAACGGAAGUACCAGCUUUGACGGGGAUAUUAACAUGUUCACCGGAGCCGACGAUAUUGCCAAAAUGGGUCAGAUUCACACAUGGAACAAUAUGACACACACGGGCGCCUUUGAGGGUACAUGCGGUCAGGUGCGCGGCUCCAUGGGCGAAUUCUUUCCGCCCAAUUUGAGCACCAACGAUAGCGUCUACAUGUAUAUGCCCAAGAUGUGCAGGGCCGUUCCCUUGGACUACACGGAAACGGUAACUGUUCACGGCGUGACCGCCUACAAGUUCAGUGGCACCGAACAUGCCGUGGACAAUGGCACCCUCUACCCUGAGGCGAGUUGCUACUGCGUCGGCGGCAAGUGCCCGCCUAUUGGUGUGAUCGACGUUAGUCGCUGUUCCUUUAAUGCGUCGGUUUACAUGUCAUAUCCUCACUUUUACAAAGCGGAUCCAAGGUUCCUGGAGGACCUUGAGGGUCUGCAGCCGGAGCAAGAAAAGCACGAGUUCUUCAUGACGCUGGAACCGAAUGCAGGUGUGCCAAUGGACGUGGGUGGUGGCUUUCAAGCCAACUACUUCAUCGAACCUGUACCGGGGAUAAGCAUAUACGAAAAUAUUCCAAAGCUUAUGAUUCCCAUGAUAUGGUGUGAGGAACGCGUUCGCGUCACAGAGGAAAUCGCCAAUGACAUAGCGCUGGUGCCUUUGAUUGUCCUGCUCGGACAGAUCGUAACUGGAAUUCUGCUGGCUGGCGGUCUUAUCUGCACCUGCUGGUAUCCGACGCGGCAAGUUACGCACUUCUGUCACAGCGAUCCCAAGGCGAAGGCCAGUGUCCUUAGGCCACUUACUGCCUUUGGUGUAAAUCCAACGGCAGCAACGGCUCCUGUGGCGCAGCUUUUCCGCACAAACACUAGUGCGUCAGGCAACGAGCGCGUGGGAGUGCGCCUGCUCGACUAUCGGCGUGACUCCGGCUUGAGGGAGGAGGAGAGCGUUGGCGUCUCCGAGAGGUCACAGAGGGAACGACUGAUCAGCGUGGAUUCGCCCGAUGUGAUAGUUAGAUAAUACAUAAGCUGGCAUAACGCAUUUCUGGCGAUGCCGCCUACAAUCAUCUGCCUAAGACUCAUUUAUGUCGCCGUAGCCUAGUAUAGAAGCCAUUUUGCCUUAGCCAGACCCUCAGCGGCUGGCUCACACAGGAGAUCGCCAAAUCUAUAUCACACGCAUCACCACAUUAACACUCACACACUUCCACCCCCUUAGGAGUUCCCUCUGCAGACAGCGAGAGAGAUUAAUAAGAUUAUUUAUUAUUUAGUGCCAAAAAGAAGAGGGUAAAAAACAGCAGAGAACCCAAGCAAAAGUCAUUAACUAUUUUUAUAGGCUUAAGCUUCUAUCUGUAAAUAGAGUGAGUCGUUAAGUUUCCCAUUUGCUAUCUAUCAUCCAUUUACCUAAAAAUUGUUGAAGUUGAAACUGCGCAUGCCCAAAGUAUUUAUAUAUUUUAACUAUAAUACGUCAAACUUUUGUAACUCGUAGAUCGAUAUUUUAGUUUUAUUUAAGAAGAGAUGAAGUGAUAAAGCGAACCUAUGGAAAAUAACAUUAAGAAGUGAGCUCUUUUGCCGACUUGCUCAUUUUUAGAUAGGUCUUUUAAAUAUCACCUGCAAAGAUUUCACAUAUCCUAUGUACAUAUAUCGAUCAAUGUAAGUUAGAUGAUAGUAGAGCACAGCUGUGAACCCCUGGAAAUAUUUCCGAUAAUUCCUUAAAAUACAUUUGAAUUUAAAGAAAAGAAUAAAAACCAAAUUAAAUGAAA